CUUCAAUGACUGUAUACAAUGUAGUGAUCAUACUGUUGUGCCCAUCAGCCUUUGCAUACUUUUUGAGCCAUUCAAUGAAAGUGGGACAGGCGGCGAGUGCCUGCAGCAAUGUAUUGAGAAAGCAAGUCCUUCCCAGGUUCUGCAGGCCAGCGAUCUGUCCGCGUCUUUUGCGCACCUUCGGAGCCCCACCAGGACCCCACAGAACGAAGGCUCCGACAACUACAGCGGCGGUGAGCCCCGCGGCCACCAAAAUCCUGUCUCCACUAUCCAUCGUCCAAAAUUUAUGAGUGAUACUCUCACUUUGCUUCACAUAAUAACAGUUUUAUGUGUUCAGAACAUUAUCGAAAUUAUUUAUGCGACUAACACGCUGUUAUUGCGUUUUUUUUAGAAAAAAUCCAUGGAAUAUGAAAACCUCCAGUUGACGGCCAAAAUCUGACACUUUAAUUUUUUAAUGAAUUAAAUGAAUCUUUGUUCAUGCAGAUUCAAAAAAGUACAAUCAUUGUUUUGAUUUACAACUUCAAGUUAGAUGUAGAGUCAUAACUAUUUAUAAAAAUCCAAAUUUGCAUUUGUAUCUAUUUUAUGCACAAGUUUCACGUAUCAUUUAUUUAUAAACUUGGUAUAUAACUAGCAUGGCAAAGGCAUGCCAAAGCCAAAAAAAAAUACAGAAACGGACCAUAAUGCAAAUCUGACAGUUGUUUGAAGCUGUCAAGGCAAGAAUAUAGAAUUUGUCACUUAUUAUACUCUUUGGAAUUUGUAUUUCAUUCAUGUGUUUGGUGUUGUUGCAUGUUUGUUGUAGUUGACAAGCAACCUCAAAAAACUCAAAACAUUAUUAAAUAAACAUAAUUGUUAUAAUUUUAAUAGUGUCGAAGAAUAUAAUGAUUCAAAUCCUUAUCACCUUUCUGUUUUUUAGACGGUGUAGAUUCCCUAGUUUUCUUAGUACCGAUCAUGCGAAUUGUAUGUUUAUUAUACAGUUUGAAAUAUUGUUUUGAUAGAUUUGAUAUAAAGUUUAAUAAUAAUGAUACCGUCGAAUACUAUAUGCGUGUCCCAGGAGGGGCCGGCAAACGCAUUGGCUCUCAAUAAAGAUUGUUCACAAGUGGUGAUUGCUGGACGCAAUGUAUUCAAAGUAUUUUCUAUCGGAGAAAAUGAUUUCUCCGAAGUUUGUAACUUGAGGGUUGGGAAAAAUUUAAAUUUGAAUUUUUCAUCCAUUGAUGUUGCUUGGAGUACUAUUGAAGAGAACACACUUGCGACUGCAGCUACCAAUGGAGCAGUGGUGGUAUGGAACCUGGGCCGCUCCGGCCGCUCCAAGCAGGAACAUGUCUUCUCUGAUCAUAAGAGGACUGUUAACAAGGUGAGCUUCCACCUGACAGAGCCAGCUCUGCUGAUAUCUGGCUCACAAGAUGGCAUGAUGAAGUGCUUCGACCUGCGCAUGAAGGAAGUAGCCAGGACUUUUAUAAGCAACACGGAGUCGAUCCGCGACGUGCAGUUCAGCCCGCACCAGGCGCACACGUUCGCGGCCGUGUCCGAGAACGGGAACGUCCAGCUGUGGGACGUGCGCCGCCACGAGCGCUGCCUCAUGCAGUUCACGGCGCACUCCGGGCCUGUCUUCGCAUGCGACUGGCAUCCUGAGCAGCCCUGGCUCGCUACUGCUUCCAGGGAUAAAACUAUUAAGGUGUGGGACAUUUUAGCAAAACCGAAUCUGGAGCACACCAUCUACACCAUAGCAUCCGUCGGACAUGUCAAGUGGAGGCCACAGAAAACCUACCAGGUGGCGUCGUGCGCGCUGGUGCUGGACUGCGCCGUGCACGUGUGGGACGUGCGGCGCCCGCACGUGCCGCUGGCCACCUUCGCCGAGCACCGCGACGUCACCACCGCCAUCGCCUGGCUCGCGCAGCCACACACCUUCCUGUCCACCAGCAGGGUGCGUACUGCGCCCGCGCAAUCUGACUGCAGCCUGUACCGGCACCGGUUCAGCGAGGCGGCGCACCCCGUGCUGUGGGCCAACCCGCACGGCGUGUGCGUGUCGGCGCGCGGAGACCUCGCGCACGCCGCGCCCGAGCGCCCGCUGCCCGCCCUGCCCGCGCGCGCCGCGCGCCUCGAGCGGCUCGUGCCCGGCCUCGGACGCAAGCAGCCGACGGCGGGCUCUCUGUCGGCGGGGGCGCAGGCCGCGCUGGAGCGCGCCUUCCCCGGGGGCGCGGCCUCCACCCUGCUCCGCUACAGCGCGCCCCCGCACAACGCGCUGCUGCAGUGCGCGGCGCACUACCGCAUGCGGGGCGCGCCCCCGCACGUCCUCGCGGAACACAACGCCACCGUCGCGCGCGCCAACAACCGACACAUGGCGCAGCACGUGUGGGAGGUGGUCCGCUGCGUGUACGCGGCGCGCGCGGCGGGGCGUGGCAGCCCGGCGCCGGCGCGCAGCACGGAGCCGCCCCGCCCCGAGCCCCCGCCCCUGCCGCCCUACACGCACACCUACAAUAGCGCAGUGGAGGAGGAGCCACUGGAGGAAGUGGAGGAGUGGGCAGAGACUCAGUUCCACAACAGUGGGGUGCUAGGCAAGCCCACGCUCAGUAUCUACAUACCGCCCAGCAAGCCGUCCAAACACGCGCGCUCGCUGGACGAUGAGAACUCAGGCUGGGUGUCGGCCGCAUCGGCUCACUACGUGGAUGUAGACGCAGCAGACUGGAGUCUGCCCGAGGAGGCAUUCCCUCUUCGCAGCGCGCCCCCGCCCCCGCACGCACUGGGGGCGCACGCCAGCCCCGCCCCCCCCGCGCCCCCGCACGCACUGCGCCACGAUGACAAGGACCUCACAGUGCACCGCAGCAGUGGGGGUGGCGGGGGAACCUCCCCGGGGGGCAGCUCGUCCCCGGGCAGCGGGUCCAGCGGGUCCACGGGGUCCAACGGGUCCGCCUGCACCGCGCCACCCAACCUCGAACACUCCGGGUAUCAUCACAGUAACAUGCAUAUGGAGGAGGGUGGAGAGGGUUGUGAUGGUGGGCUGGCCAUCCGAGUGGGAGACAAUCGCAGCCCACAGCUGGACGUGGCCCCACUACUGGCCGCGGCACUGCGGCAACAUGCAGACCUGGGGGACGUGCAGACACCUGCAGUAGUGAUGCUGGUGUUGCAGGACCACCGGAGCGACCUGUUCCCGUACAUCGAGGAGAGUCUGCAGGAGCACUGGCUGCUCGGGUACAUCGAGCUGCUGCAGCGCCACAAGCUGUGGAACAUCGCCACCGAGGUAGGCGGCGGGGGGCGGGCGGGCGGCGCCGCCGGGGGGCGCGCUACAGUCCACCAGCGUGGCGCUGUGCUGCGGCCGCUGCGGGCGGCGCUGGCGCCGCGCGGCCUGCGACUGCGCGGGCGCGGGCGGCGCCGCCGUCUGCGCCGUGUGCCGCCGCGUCGUGCGCGGGCUGUACGCCUGGUGCCAGGGCUGCGGCCACGGCGGCCACCUGGCGCACAUGCGCGCCUGGCUGCACGCGCACCAGCUGUGCCCCGCCGGCUGCGCGCACCGCUGCCAGCUGGCCUGACGCUGCGCGGCUGUACGCCUGGUGCCAGGGCUGCGGCCACGGCGGCCACCUGGCGUGGCGUGGUUGCCAGCUGGCCUGACCCUGCGCGGGGUGCUUCGUUGCCAGCUCGCGUCACCGCUGCGGACGCAAUCUACGCAUAG
Messenger RNA from Spodoptera littoralis (African cotton leafworm), 3658 nucleotides. The record is from the annotation of a GenBank genome assembly. Lineage: Eukaryota; Metazoa; Arthropoda; Insecta; Lepidoptera; Noctuidae.